CGGGCACUUCGUCCCUUUAUCCGCGCGUGCGCACAACGAACGUCUCCUUGGACGGGCCCCUGUGGAGGUUUAAAGUCUAUUUGCUUUGUCGUCGUCAUCUUGAUCAACCAUGUACGCCUGCGCCAAGUUUGUCUCGACCCCGCUCUUGGUCCGCGCCGGAGCCCGGGCGGUCCUUCGGCCAAUCUCCGCGUCGUCCUUCACCAGGACAGACGUCAAGGGGGAGCAGGCGAGCUCCAUGGUGCCAGCGCCAUCCGGACUGGCGCUGGUGGCGCGCCGUGACUUCCAGACGAGCGCGGUGUCGCGCGACAUCGACACGGCCGCCAAGUUCAUCGGCGCCGGCGCCGCCACAGUGGGGGUGGCCGGAUCGGGCGCCGGUAUCGGGACCGUCUUCGGCAGCCUCAUCAUUGGCUACGCCAGAAACCCGUCUCUGAAGCAGCAGCUCUUCUCCUACGCCAUCCUGGGCUUCGCGUUGUCCGAGGCCAUGGGGCUCUUCUGUCUCAUGGUGGCUUUCCUCAUCCUGUUCGCCAUGUGAAACUCCCCCUGGGUGGCGGGCCCCGGCGGUGGUGGUGGGGGUGGAUGGGUGCACCUGAUGGCGAGAGAAGGCGGGGGGGGGGGGGAGAGGCGAGGAGGCAGCUGCUCUUGCACAACGUUGAAGAACUCCGCACACAAACCCCUGUUCUAGUCCUUAUUUACGUUUUUCCUCGAUUUUCUCACCGGCACCAAAGCAAUCCCCGUUGGCCUGGCUGGCGGGUGUUGUAAUCGCGGCCCUUCCCGUAGUUUUGAUUGAAUGGUUGUUGCAGACGUGCGAGCUUUCGGCUUGGUAGUAUCGUACGUUCAGAACAAAACAGACGACGCAUCCUGUACGUACACCGGUGGCUCUUAACCUUCGUGUGGGUGGUAUGGCGCUUAGGCUACCUCGCCCACAAUACACGGACGGAUCUCACGUUCUGGGCCUCCAGUCAACGUGAUGUUUGUAAGCCAAUCGUUUCGCCGCCGUGUAUCCGUGCGUCUCGUUGCGCCGACAUCGUCCCCCCCCCCCAUCACCACCAACCGCGCACAUUCAAAAUUACUCUUGCACGGUGUCCAUGCAGCAGUCUGAAAGGCUUUCUUGAGCUUCCUCCGGCAAGGGGGGGGGGGGGUUGGUCGGGGGCAUGCGACUCGCGGGUUUAGAACUGCCGUCUCGAAGAAGUGCGUCGUACCAGUGACUACUGAGUGGGGGGGAUAAUGGGGUGCGAUGAAAAUAAAAAUGUGUUUUUCGCGGAAAAAAAUAAAUCGAUAGUCGGGAUGAAGCUCUUCACGUCCGCGCGAUUGCGUCUGCCUCCAUGAGGAUGUGAGGGCGUGUUAAUGCCCUCGUGUCCGUGUACUGUACAGCUAAUUGGUCGGACUGCACUUGAAAUGUACGUUCAUUUCUAGAAACUGGUUUCUCGCCCAAAUAAAGGUAAUGUCCGGAAAAA
Messenger RNA from Lethenteron reissneri (Far Eastern brook lamprey), 1454 nucleotides. RefSeq names its product ATP synthase F(0) complex subunit C3, mitochondrial-like. NCBI's taxonomy places the organism in Eukaryota, Metazoa, Chordata, Hyperoartia, Petromyzontiformes, Petromyzontidae. Gene Ontology annotation, biological process: proton transmembrane transport; proton motive force-driven ATP synthesis. Gene Ontology annotation, molecular function: proton transmembrane transporter activity. The record is from RefSeq and is a predicted model, not a curated record.